Molecule: messenger RNA, 1568 nt
Organism: Emiliania huxleyi CCMP1516
Lineage: Eukaryota; Haptophyta; Isochrysidales; Noelaerhabdaceae
Exons: 9
Coding region: 62-1300 (412 amino acids)
Cellular component (GO): COP9 signalosome; cytosol
Source: RefSeq, a predicted model, not a curated record
CAGAAGCAACAGCGCGCGGCGAGACGUGCAGACAGGGUUGCCAAAUCUCUCUCAAGGCACGAUGGCGGACAUUUCGCGCAGCCUGGAGCAGCUCGUCUCCAUCUCGGACCAGCGCGUCAAGAUUGAGCAGUACAAGACCGCCCUUACCGGCUACCUCUCCGCGCCCGCCGACACAGCCUCGCUGCAGGCCUUUGUCGAGCACGUGGCGGGCGAGGCGGUUCCGCUCUCAGUGUCGCGCGUGGUGCUGCUCGAGCUGGCACAGAAGCUUCCCUCGCUUCCGGCGGCGCAGCGCAAGACGAUCGGCCUCCACGUCAUCGAUCGCACCGCCGCGCGCGCCACGUCAUUCGAGGAGGCUGUGAGCACGAUCCGAGAGCACAUCGCAGGGGUGUACGAGGAGGAGGAGGAGUGGUCCGAGGCGGCGCGGAUGCUGAGCGCGAUCCCUCUCGACAGCGGGAUCCGGCAGCUGAGCAACGACUACAAGGUGGAGAAGUACAUCAAGAUUGCGAUGCUCUUCCUCCAGGACGACGAGUCGGUCAACGCAGAGCAGUGCAUCAACAAGGCGUCCCUGCUGCUCGAUGCCGAGACGACCGACCCGGCGCUCAUGCUGCAGCACAAGGUUUGCUACGCGCGCAUCCUCGACGCCAAGCGAAAGUUCCUCGAGGCGGCCACGCGCUUCCACCAGCUGUCGACCAUGCAGACCACCGCGUUUGGGUCUCGCUCUAUCUCGGAGGAGGACCUCACUACCUCGCUGCAGAUGGCCGCCACCUGCGCCAUCCUCGCCCCCGCCGGGCCGCAGCGGUCGCGCCUGCUCGGCACCCUGUACAAGGACGAGCGCGCGCCGCGCCUGCCAAACUACCGCGUGCUCGAGAAGAUGUUUAUGGACCGGCUGCUGCAGCAGGACGAGGUGGGCGCGUUCGCCGCGACGCUGGCGGAGCACCAGCGCGCGACGCUCGACGACGGAUCGACGGUGCUCGACCGCGCUGUGGUGGAGCACAACAUGCGCGCCGUCUCGCGGCUGUACGAAAACAUCUCCUUCGAGGAGCUCGGCGCGCUGCUCGGCAUCGACGCCGCAAAGGCGGAGAAGAUCGCGUGGGGCAUGCUCCUCGACAAGCGGCUCGACGGCUCCAUCGACCAGGUGGACGGCCUGCUGCACUUUGCGCGCGGCGGGUCGGCGGACCACUCGAGCGACAAGCUCGUCGCCUUCGACGUCCAGAUCGAGCACAUCUGCCGCUCCGUCGAGGCGGUCGCCUCCGCUGUCGCAAAGCGCUACCCGGAGCUCGCUGCGCCGGCGCCAGCUUGAACCAGCCGCCUCCCUCUGUAUCGCUCUCUGGACUGUCCGCCCCCGCGUCGAGGAUCACACGAGAGCGCCGCUAUGGCCGCGCCGCGUGGCUCCACCGGCACGCGGCACCCGGCCACCGCGCCAGCCGCCGGAUGUGCGGACCCUGCUGUGUGCUGACUCCGUGACUGCCCAUAUACUUAUACAGCCCGCGCGCCGUGUCAGCGUCGGGGUUCUCCGGACUCCGCACACUCCGGCCCUCUUUUACAGUUCGCGAAAAAUGGCAUUCUAC